This is a messenger RNA of Pollicipes pollicipes, 983 nucleotides long. RefSeq names its product palmitoyltransferase ZDHHC2. Lineage: Eukaryota; Metazoa; Arthropoda; Thecostraca; Pollicipedomorpha; Pollicipedidae. The annotation marks the transcript as partial. The transcript has 9 exons. The record is from RefSeq and is a predicted model, not a curated record. Gene Ontology annotation, molecular function: palmitoyltransferase activity.
UUGAAAUGUCAAGAAAUGUCAUGACAAACUCCGUCAUGACGAAUGUUGUAGACAUGGGUAGAAAACCAUGCAGCAUCUGCAUCUGUAUCACCAAGUGGAUUCCUGUCAUUUUCAUCUUGAGCGUCGUUGGAUGGUCAUAUUAUGCAUAUGUCCUUGAACUGUGCAUUUAUACGGUGGAAAGUUAUGUUGAGAAGACAAUAUACCUGAUCUUCUACCAUGUAAUCCUGGUCCUGUUCAUAUGGUCCUACUAUCAGACAGUGAUGACGCCCAUCAGCCGAGUCCCAAAACAGUUCCGUCUGAGCCAGCCGGACCAGGCGCGGUUCGAGGCGACCGAGGAGAGCCGGCUGCAGCUGCAGCUGCUCGACCGGCACGUGGCCGAACACCAGCUGCCCGUCCACAACCGCACCCUGGCGGGCGCCGUGCGCUACUGCGACAAGUGCCGCCUCGUCAAACCGGACCGGAGCCACCACUGCUCCGUGUGCGGCGAGUGCGUGCUGAAGAUGGACCACCACUGUCCCUGGGUGAACAACUGCAUAGGAUUUUCCAAUUACAAGUUCUUUGUACUGUUUCUGGGGUACGCUUUUGCGUACUGUAUAUAUAUCGCCUUGACAUCAUUGAAGUACUUCAUCGGGUUCUGGAGGGACGGCUUGGAAGGGAUGGCCCGGUUCCACAUCCUCUUCCUCUUCUUCGUGGCCGCGAUGUUCGGUAUCAGUCUGAUAUCGCUCUUCAGCUAUCACUGCUACCUGGUCCUGAGGAAUCAGUCGACGCUAGAGACGUUUCGGCCGCCCGUGUUCCAGUCGGGCCCAGACAAGCGAGGCUUCAGCAUGGGCCGCUACAACAACUUCUGCGACGUGUUCGGCGACACCAAACUCAAGUGGUUCCUGCCGCUGGCUACCUCGCUGGGAGACGGCGUGGUGUUCCCGAUGCGACACCAGCCGCCCAGCUCCGUCAGCUACGGCUCCACCUACGACCCGACUGCCACG